Molecule: messenger RNA, 450 nt
Organism: Schistosoma curassoni
Lineage: Eukaryota; Metazoa; Platyhelminthes; Trematoda; Strigeidida; Schistosomatidae
Source: the annotation of a GenBank genome assembly
AUGUUAGAAGUUUGUCGUAUAUUGGCGACGGGUUCGUUUAUUCUUUUUAAUGACCUUAUAUUUCUUUUCAAUGGUGCUGAGGAAAGCCUGUUGCUUAGCAGUCAUGCUUUUAUAACGCAACACAAGUGGGCCACUGAUAUCGUCGCUUUUAUGAAUUUAGAAGGGGCAGGUGCUGCUAAACGUUUAAUGCUUUUUCAAACUGGUCCUGGUCCGUCAUCAGAUGUCUUACUUGAAGCUUAUGCAAGUGCUUUCAAACAACCAUUUGCCAGUGUUUUGGGAGAAGAUGUGUUCCAGUUCGGACUAGUGCCGUCGGACACAGAUUACAGAAUAUUUCGUGACUAUGGGCUUGUCCCAGGGUUAGAUCUUGCGUAUAUACAAGACGGGACGGCUACAAUGCACCUCGAGAACUGGAAUCCUCAUUCAUGCAUCAAAUUAUGGAUUCCCGUAUAG